This is a messenger RNA of Effrenium voratum, 2101 nucleotides long. The record is from the annotation of a GenBank genome assembly. NCBI's taxonomy places the organism in Eukaryota, Dinophyceae, Suessiales, Symbiodiniaceae.
GUCAAACCACAUACAGAUUUGCUGGAACACGGACAGGCGUGCGGUAGCCAUGCCGUGAGUGUGAUGGAACUCUACACUGCCGCAGAAAUAUCACGGCAUGACAAAGCAGAUGACCUUUGGGUCAUUAUGGAGAACAAGGUUUAUGACAUUACUAAAUGGCAUGCAUUUCACCCGGGUGGAUCACCGGUGCUAUUGAAGUAUGGUGGCGCGGACGCUACCCAAGCAAGUAACAACGCGCAUGGUCUUCUGAAGAAGCCAUUAAGCAUCAUGCCAAGAUAUUGCAUUGGCCGCCUGGGCACGGAGGAAGAAGUGCGGGCUGCCCAGGACCAGAAGGUGAGAACCCUGUUGGCAGCGAAUCCACCGACGCAGGCUGAGAAGCUCAGCCCGAUGGUGGUUCCUGGUGUGAGUCCGCAGGCCGAAGCAGAUCAGAAAGCGGAUCAGCAAGCGGAUCAGCAAGCAGAUCAGCAAGCAGAUCAGCAAGCCUCCAGCUAUGUAAAGGCGACCUAUACGCUGCUGCUCGAACGCAUGGCAGCAGACAGAGUAGCUGCCGAGAGGAUGAUGUCGAAAGCCAAGGCUGCGGUUGGGAAGGCUGCGGCGAGGAUGUCUGGCCGCGCUUCCCAAGGAGCGAAGCUGGAGAACAGCACAGAUGCUGAAGACUCAACACCCAGGCUAUCCCAAACGGCAUCAUCGCAGGGGAUAGAUGCAGAAGAUAAAGCCAAGAACGAGCAGGUUGCGGCAGACACGGCAAGGCAGAAGGCAGCUGAAAAGGCAGCCGAGAAGGCGGCAGCUGCGAAGAUAGCAGCCGAGAAAGCGGAGAAAGCAAAGGCAGAGAAGAAAGCUGCAGCGGAAAAGGCGGCAGCAGAGAAGGCUGCGAAGGCAGCAGCGAAGGCAGCAGAGAAGGCAGAGCAAAAGGCGGCUGAGGAGAAAGUAGCAGCGGACAAAGCGGCAGAAAAAGAAAAGGCCAAGGCUGAGAAGCUGGCGGCGGACAAGGCUGAAGCCAAGAAGGCCGCAAUAGAGAAAGCUGCAGCAAAAAAGACUGCAGAGAAGGCAGCGGACAAGGCACAGGCAAACGACUCAGAAGCAACAGCAAAGGCAAUUGAGGGAAAAGCAGCAGCAGAGAAAGCUUUGGCUGAGAUGAAGGCAGCCAAAGAGGCAGCCGAAAAGACGGCGGCUGAGUUGCAGGCAAAGGCUGAGCAGUUGCAACGCGAGAAGGAAGCAGCGCAAAAGGAAAAGAAGGCGGCCAAGAAGGCUGAAAGUGCAGGCAAAAAGCUUCUGAUCGUGUUCCAGUCGCCAGCAGGAGAGCAGAAAACAGUGACCUUCACUAAGCGGCCUUUGGGAGUCUCUUGCAGUAUGGACACGAUGCCCAUUGUCGUUGGAGAGCCCCCACGGGGAGCGGCUGCGGAAGCUGGCGUUUGUGAAGGCUGGAUCUUGUGCCAGGUGGGCACUGAUCCGUCCAACAUGCGGAAUUUUCCACGCUCGGCAGACGAGCCGUAUGCUCUUGUGCAGGAGACCUUCAAGUUCCUCGGGCAGCUCACGAAGGAUCUUCCGCAGGUGCCAUCUUGAUGUUCCUGAGCUCUGAGGCGUCCCAUGGAUGGCCACUUGGUAGGUCGGCGGGCGUGCCUGAGUACAGGCAUGUUUUCCAUCCCAGCUUGCCAUGCCGCGGCUUGUCAUGCUGCUACACAGUUUCAGCAGCCUUGUCCGGGCUCGGUGUCACACCAGAUUUUUCCCGACAAGCUGCCCGAAUUCAUCACUAGGUGGCGAAGAGGCUUUUGCAGGCUUCCUGUAGGCGGAUUUUCCUUCGGCUUGAAGAUUUGGUGCCAGCCAUAUGGCGAAGCCUGAGGGCUGCGCAGGCACUGAUGGCCCAGGUGCAAAAACAGCGCCUUGCAGCAACACAGCUGUCCAGCGAAUCGCUUCAGAUGUGGCUGCAACUAGGGGCUUUUUUGACCCGAAAACAUUCGUUGAUGAUUCUUGUUUGCCAACUCUACGCCAAAGUGCGCGACAUGUUUCAGCACUCCGAACUCCAAAGUCUGUUUAACACUUUCGUUUCACCCCUGCGCAUUCCACAGAAAUCAUGGAUCUCUGCACGCUCGUCAUGGAUCAA